Quercus lobata is the source of this 450-nucleotide messenger RNA. RefSeq lists its product as uncharacterized. NCBI's taxonomy places the organism in Eukaryota, Viridiplantae, Streptophyta, Magnoliopsida, Fagales, Fagaceae. Bases 1 to 450 code for a protein of 149 amino acids. The record is from RefSeq and is a predicted model, not a curated record. The transcript has a single exon.
AUGUCUGCUUUUAGCAUUCCCAAUAAGGUGUGCGACAAAUUGGACUCCUUAACCAGAAGGUUUUGGUGGAAGCCAUGUCAUCGAGAGGGCAGAUUUAUUGCUUGGAACUCGUGGGAUAAACUUUGCUAUCCGAGGAGUGUUAGAGGUCUAGGCUUCAAAAAAGCAAAGAAUGUGAAUUCUGCACUGCAAGCCAAGCUGGUCUGGAUGAUAGCAUCCAAAAGGGAUAGCCUUUGUAUGAGGAUUCUAAGAUCAAAAUACAAGGUCAAGGAAGAUUGGCUCAGGGCUGAAGCAUCAAAGCAUGUUUCACCAAUUUGGAAAGCUAUUGAGAAUGCUAAGACCAUUGUUUCAAAAGGAGCUUGUUUCAUUAUUGGAGAUGGCAGCUCGGUAGACGUUUGGCUAGAUCCUUGGGUGCCAUGGAUCCAGGGAUUUAUUCCAACCCCAAAAGGCUAG